Rhineura floridana is the source of this 649-nucleotide messenger RNA. RefSeq names its product ribosomal protein S27a (gene RPS27A). NCBI's taxonomy places the organism in Eukaryota, Metazoa, Chordata, Lepidosauria, Squamata, Rhineuridae. The transcript is spliced from 6 exons. Gene Ontology annotation, biological process: protein ubiquitination; modification-dependent protein catabolic process; translation. Gene Ontology annotation, molecular function: ubiquitin protein ligase binding; protein tag activity; structural constituent of ribosome. Gene Ontology annotation, cellular component: ribosome; cytoplasm; nucleus. Bases 140 to 610 code for a protein of 156 amino acids. The record is from RefSeq and is a predicted model, not a curated record.
GCUCCACGCCCCUCCCUCCUUCCUUUUUCUCUACCAGCCUUGGAAACCCCGUGCGUGGCGGAGCGGAGUCUCUUUCCGGUGUCCGCCAUUCUGGGAGCAGGUUGUUGGUGCAACCGUCGCCAACGGCCCCGUCGCCGCCAUGCAGAUCUUCGUGAAAACCCUGACGGGGAAAACCAUCACCCUCGAGGUUGAACCGUCUGAUACUAUAGAAAAUGUCAAAGCCAAGAUCCAGGAUAAGGAAGGAAUUCCUCCUGAUCAACAGCGACUGAUUUUUGCUGGAAAACAGUUGGAAGAUGGACGUACUCUGUCAGAUUACAACAUUCAAAAGGAGUCUACCCUUCACCUGGUGCUGAGACUUCGUGGUGGAGCAAAGAAGAGAAAGAAGAAGUCUUACACCACUCCUAAGAAGAACAAGCAUAAGAGAAAGAAGGUGAAGCUCGCUGUCCUUAAGUACUACAAGGUGGAUGAGAAUGGCAAAAUCAGCCGCCUGCGGCGAGAAUGUCCCUCUGAGGAAUGUGGGGCUGGAGUGUUCAUGGCUAGCCACUUUGACAGACAUUAUUGUGGCAAGUGCUGUUUGACAUACUGCUUCAACAAACCAGAAGACAAGUAAAUGUGUCUAUUGUAAUAAUAAAAAAAACCUUUACAUUUU